This is a messenger RNA of Rubroshorea leprosula, 462 nucleotides long. NCBI's taxonomy places the organism in Eukaryota, Viridiplantae, Streptophyta, Magnoliopsida, Malvales, Dipterocarpaceae. The record is from the annotation of a GenBank genome assembly.
GACAAAUAGUUGGAUGGCUAAGGGGUUAAGCCAAGAAAUAUCUGCAGGACCGCCACCUUGUCUUGUUUGCUUUCUGAGGCCGUCGUUUGAUUUCACGGUUGCUACAUGUCGGUGGCGGCGCGGCGGCACAACAAUCACGUUUUAGUUUGAGAUUAAGAUUAGGGAAGUUGCAAUGGCGGCUGCUACAGUGUCACGGUUCUCCACCCUCAUUCCCACCCAAAACCAGUUUUCCAAAUGGGAUUCUGAACGUGGGUUUUCGAGCAAAAGCCUUGAUUUUCUGCAUUUGAGGGCCAAGAGUGGCGGAAUAGGGAGGGUUGGACUCCGUGUUUCAAAGAAACUGAAUGUCGUUUCUGCCACCAUUGAUAAGGAGAAUGUAGUGUCUCUGCCUGAGCCUGUGGCUCCGCUCACUCGUUCCAAGUGAGCAUGCGUUUCCCCUCUUGCUCUUUCAUUAUAUUUGCUACU